Pseudogymnoascus verrucosus is the source of this 1050-nucleotide messenger RNA. RefSeq lists its product as uncharacterized. The record is from RefSeq and is a predicted model, not a curated record. Lineage: Eukaryota; Fungi; Ascomycota; Leotiomycetes; Thelebolales; Thelebolaceae. The transcript has 2 exons. Bases 59 to 949 code for a protein of 296 amino acids.
CUCCUCCUUCAUAUCGUAUCACAAUAUUCGCGUUUAUGAAUGCACCCUGCUGUUAGAUAUGGAGGUGAAUGUUCAGCGCCAUAUAUCGGCCUCGGUCCCCGCCCACGGUUCCACUUCGCAGCAUAACCCACCGCAUAUUGCAUUCCGGAUGCUAGAUGAUUGGACCGGCAUCACUGAUCCGAAAAGAAGGAAAAUAGCGCAGAAUCGCUUGAAUCAGAGAAAGCGCCGUCGCCGCCAGCGCUGUGCUGUGGACAAUGCAGAGAGAGAGGACCGGCUGGCAACGCCACCUAUAAGCCUUGUUGGCAACUGCAUCAACCACUUUGCAUGUCUAAGGGAUCUUUACAGGCUUGGGAUUCAUUCGGAACAGGCGAAAUGGGUCGCCUGUCAGCUGGAACACAUAUGUUAUAGCCACUACCUAGCCGAUUCUCCUCGCACGGAGCUUCUCCUCGGCCUGACGCAAGUAAACCUAAUUCGGGCUCUGAUGUUCAAUAUCGAUGUCCUAGGGUAUACGUCGACCCAGAUGCACAACGAUGCCUUGUCUCCUUUCUGCAUUGCUGGUCCCUCACGGGUUGGCGAUGAAUUGGCUUCCCUCCCUCUUAGCUUACAGCCGACUGCUCUCCAGCGCUCGACUCCACACCACCCAUGGCUUGAUCUAUUCCCAAUAACUCAAAUGCGCGAUAAUUUGAUUGCCGCUGAGUCUUUUAUAGAUGAAUACGGGCUCUGCGCAGACCUAUGUAGCUCAAUAGAAGGGACAGCAGGCAUACUAGUCUGGAAAGACCCGUGGGAUCCUAGCGGCUGGGAGGUAACGAGCUCAUUUGCGUCUGUAUGGGGCCUGGCAAUCAAGGAUUGUUGGGAUUUGUUUCGGUCUACGAACUAUUGGCGCCUAAAACGGGGAGGAAAGCCGUUGUUUUGUAUCCCAUCGGUUGUAUAUACGCCGAGGCAGACAUAGGUUACCUCGAAUUUCAAUAUCUGGCCAUUCCGCAACGAGCCUCUAUGAAAUAAGAUGCGAUUAGGGCGUAGACAGGCGUGAACGCGAACCAAAAUCAUCAU